Microsporum canis CBS 113480 is the source of this 1050-nucleotide messenger RNA. Its product is annotated as ubiquitin/metalloprotease fusion protein. Gene Ontology annotation, molecular function: proteasome binding. The transcript has a single exon. Bases 1 to 1050 code for a protein of 349 amino acids. The record is from RefSeq and is a predicted model, not a curated record. NCBI's taxonomy places the organism in Eukaryota, Fungi, Ascomycota, Eurotiomycetes, Onygenales, Arthrodermataceae.
AUGGAUCCCAGCGAUGUGCAAGCCAGCUCAGACGAGCAGAGCAGUAUCACUAUAACGGUUCACCAUCAAGGAAGCACUCACUCUAUAUCGCUGCCAAACGACUCGACUCUUCAAGACCUCUCAGAUGAGCUUUCAGAGAAACUGUCCAUCCCAUCACAGAACCAGAAACUGCUUAUUUCACCUAAACCAGGCCUGCAAAAGCCUCCGUUUCCGCCGACGCUCCUAUCUUCCCUACCUCUACACUCCCCUCGCGGCAAAAUAACACUUCUUGGUAGUACCAGUGGAGAAAUAGAUUCAUUAAAGAGACCCGUGUCUUCAUCUCCCGCUCGCAAGUCAAUAAUUAAGCCCGCAAAACCAUUUUCGCGCCAACAGCCGUCAUCGUCAUCACAAUAUACAUUCCAUAAGCUACUACCACUUCCAUACCUACCCAACCCCGAACGCAGCCUUGCGUUUCUAGCCCGUCUACGUGAUGAUCCCGGAAUUCGCAAGGCGAUGGCUCGCCACCAAUUCUCAAUACCCCUACUUACUGAAAUGGACCCAGCCCAACACACGACAAUGUCGUCACGUACGCUUGGCCUGAAUCGGAAUAAAGGGGAGGUGAUUGAACUCCGCCUUCGAACGGAUGCGUAUGAUGGAUACCGGGACUAUAGAACUAUACGAAAGACUCUCUGCCAUGAGCUAGCGCACUGUGAAUUUAGUGAUCAUGAUCGAGAUUUUUGGAACUUGACGGGACAGAUUGAGAAGGAAGUUGAGAGGGCUGAUUAUUGGGGAAAUAAGGGGCGAAGUGUUAGUGAUCAGGAAUUUUAUAAUCCCGUCGAUUGGGAGGAUAUGAACGCCCAAGGGGUUGUGGACCAUGGUGGGUGGACCGGAGGUGAGUUUGUUCUCGGUGGUUUAUCUGGAAAGCCGAGUAGUUCUGAGAAGGGGCUGAGCAGGCGAGAGAUUCUGGCCAACGCAGCCGAAGCAAGAAUGGCGAAUAUGGGGUCUAAGUCUAGUCACCAGGAGCAAACCGGCGACAGCUCUGGGUCUGGCCAGGAGCCAGACAACCCCUGA